AUGUCGAAACCUAACAAGCUAACUCGCUUCCUUGAUUCAGGUAUCUACGAAUCCGAAGAUUCGACAUGGCUAUUCUUAGACCCGGUUCGUUUAAUAAACCGUUCCUACACUCGGUUUAGGGUUUCACCUUCUUCUUACUACUCUCGUUUCUUCAACUCAAAGCAACUCAAUUCACAACAACCAAACGAACCUAAUUCGAGAAAGCGUAAACGGAAUAAGCAGAAAAACGCUAGCUUUCACGUUCCUAGUGCAGGAGAGGAAGCUUUUAAUCUUCGUCAUCAGGAGGCGAGGCUGUUUUUAUCUGAAGCGUAUGAAUCGCUUUUAAGGGAAACAGAGUUGUUGAGUUUAGUAAAGGGUUUAAGUGAUGAUGGUUUGUUGAGGAGUAAGUGUUGUGAUGGUGAUGAAGUGUCUUUUGUUGAGCUUGGAGGUGUGUGGCAAGCUCCUUUGUAUGAGAUAACACUGAGUUUGAAUCUACAUUGUGAUGAUGAUAAAGGUUUUGUCUUUAUCUGA
This is a messenger RNA of Eruca vesicaria subsp. sativa (arugula), 510 nucleotides long. The record is from the annotation of a GenBank genome assembly. Lineage: Eukaryota; Viridiplantae; Streptophyta; Magnoliopsida; Brassicales; Brassicaceae.